Molecule: messenger RNA, 624 nt
Organism: Homarus americanus (American lobster)
Lineage: Eukaryota; Metazoa; Arthropoda; Malacostraca; Decapoda; Nephropidae
Product: SCAN domain-containing protein 3-like
Exons: 3
Coding region: 1-624 (207 amino acids)
Source: RefSeq, a predicted model, not a curated record
AUGAGUGCAAAGAAGCGGAAGUAUCUUAACGAAUAUAUUCGAACUGGAUUCGUGUCUCUCCAAAAGGGUGACACAGAGGUCCCUCAGUGUGUGAUGUGUUACAAGACUCGGAGCAAUGAUGGAAUGCGGCCCUUUCGCUUGGAACGCCACUUGAGGACAACACAUCCUGUUCUAGCUGACAAGCUCAAGGCAUUCUUUGAAACAAAAAGACACUCCUUGAAGCAAGUUAAGUUGGACGGCAGUAGGGCAUUUCGACAACAAACUUCUAAGGUUGUUGAGGCUUCCUAUGAGAUCGCCAUGUUGAUUGCAAAGAGCAAGAAGAGCCAAAACAUCGGAGAGUUUCUCAUAAAACCAAGCAUACUCCGUGCAGCAGAACUCGUUCUGGGGAAAGAUAGUGCAAACAAGCUUUCCCAAAUUUCACUAUCAAACGAUUCAGUCAAGGGAAGGAUCGAUGAAUUGUCUCAAGACAUCAAAGAUCAAAUUCUCGACCAAGAUGAAACUCCAACUAUGUUCCAGCCCGCAACCCCCGGCUUACCUGUAAAGUGGCCGCUAAUUGGUCACCAGGUGUCAGGAUAUUUCAGUACCAAUGCUUCCUUAGUUUCUAACAAAGGCAACAACUUUUAA